Molecule: messenger RNA, 2526 nt
Organism: Myotis myotis
Lineage: Eukaryota; Metazoa; Chordata; Mammalia; Chiroptera; Vespertilionidae
Gene: BRD3
Product: bromodomain containing 3
Exons: 12
Coding region: 254-2425 (723 amino acids)
Biological process (GO): chromatin remodeling; regulation of DNA-templated transcription
Cellular component (GO): chromatin; nucleus
Source: RefSeq, a predicted model, not a curated record
GGACUACGACUCCCGCCAGGCUCCGCGGCGCAGCGCAUGAGCCCCGCUCGGCUCUGGCGCGUCUAUUAUGCUGCCGGGGCCGGCGAGCCAAAGAGGAGCCGGCCGCGCGGGCCGGGAGGGGACGGCCGCCGGAGCCGCCGAGGCCAAGUGCUGCCUGGUGGGGCCUGGAAAUGGGAUGUCGCGCCUCCGUGGGGAGGACGCGAGGGCCGCCCUGAGCCGCUGCUGCGACGGCCAGUGAGCACGCCCCCAGACGAUGUCCACCACGGCGACGGCCGCCCCCACGGGGAUGCCGGUGGCCACAGGCCCCGUGAACCCGCCCCCGCCCGAGGUCGCCAAUCCCGCCAAGCCCGGCCGCAAGACCAACCAGCUGCAGUACAUGCAGAACGUGGUGGUGAAGACGCUGUGGAAGCACCAGUUCGCCUGGCCCUUCUACCAGCCCGUGGACGCCAUCAAGCUGAACCUGCCCGAUUAUCAUAAAAUAAUAAAAAACCCGAUGGACAUGGGGACUAUCAAGAAGAGACUAGAAAACAAUUAUUAUUGGAGUGCAAGCGAGUGUAUGCAGGACUUCAACACCAUGUUUACAAAUUGUUACAUUUAUAACAAGCCCACAGAUGACAUAGUGCUAAUGGCCCAAGCCUUAGAGAAAAUUUUUCUGCAGAAAGUGGCCCAGAUGCCCCAGGAGGAAGUUGAAUUAUUACCCCCUGCUCCGAAGGGCAAAGGCCGGAAACCGGCUGCAGGAGCCCAGAGUGCAGGUUCGCAGCAAGUGGCGGCCGUGUCCUCUGUCUCCCCGGCGACCCCCUUUCAGAGCGUCCCCCCCACUGUCUCCCAGACGCCCGUCAUUGCUGCCACCCCUGUGCCAACUAUCACCGCAAACGUCACUUCAGUCCCUGUCCCCCCAACUGCUGCCCCACCGCCUCCGGCGACACCCAUCAUCCCCGUGGUCCCUCCCACGCCUCCCGUCAUCAAGAAAAAGGGCGUGAAGCGGAAAGCAGACACGACCACGCCCACGACAUCCGCCAUCACCGCCAGCCGGAGCGAGUCGCCCCCGCCGCUGUCGGACCCCAAGCAGGCCAAGGUGGUGGCCCGGCGGGAGAGUGGCGGCCGGCCCAUCAAGCCGCCCCGGAAGGACCUGGAGGACGGCGAGGUGCCCCAGCACGCGGGCAAGAAGGGGCGGCUGUCGGAGCACCUGCGGCACUGCGACAGCAUCCUCAAGGAGCUGCUGUCCAAGAAGCACGCGGCCUACGCCUGGCCCUUCUACAAGCCCGUGGACGCCGAGGCGCUGGAGCUGCACGACUACCACGACAUCAUCAAGCACCCGAUGGACCUCAGCACCGUGAAGAAGAAGAUGGACAGCCGCGAGUACCCGGACGCACAGGGCUUUGCGGCCGACAUCCGGUUAAUGUUCUCCAACUGUUACAAGUACAACCCGCCCGACCAUGAGGUGGUGGCCAUGGCCAGGAAGCUGCAGGACGUGUUUGAGAUGCGGUUUGCCAAGAUGCCGGACGAGCCGGCAGAGGCGCCCGCGCUGCCGGCCCCCGCAGUCCCGGUGGUGAGCAAGGGCACGGAGAGCAGCCGCAGCAGCGAGGAGAGCUCCUCCGACUCGGCCAGCUCGGACUCGGAGGAGGAGCGGGCCACGCGGCUGGCGGAGCUGCAGGAGCAGCUGAAGGCCGUGCACGAGCAGCUGGCCGCCCUGUCUCAGGCCCCCGUGAACAAGCCAAAGAGGAAGAAGGAGAAGAAGGAGAAGGAGAAGAGGAAAAAGGACAAGGACAAGGAGCGGCACAAGGCCAGGUCCGAGGACGAGAAGAAGGCCAAGGCCGCCCCUCCCUCCAAGCAGACCCAGCAGAAGAAGCCUCCCACCAAGAAGGCCAACAGCACAACCGUGGCCAGCAGACAGCCGAAGAAGGGCGGCAAGCAGGCGUCGGCCUCCUACGACUCGGAGGAGGAGGAGGAGGGCCUGCCCAUGAGCUACGACGAGAAGCGCCAGCUGAGCCUGGACAUCAACCGGCUGCCGGGGGAGAAGCUGGGCCGCGUGGUGCACAUCAUCCAGUCGCGGGAGCCCUCGCUCAGGGACUCCAACCCCGACGAGAUCGAGAUCGACUUCGAGACCCUGAAGCCCACCACGCUCCGGGAGCUGGAGCGAUACGUCAAGUCCUGUUUACAGAAGAAGCAGAGGAAGCCGCUCUCCACCAGCGGGAAGAAGCAGGCGGCCAAGUCGAAGGAGGAGUUAGCUCAGGAAAAGAAGAAGGAGCUGGAGAAGCGGCUGCAGGACGUCAGCGGGCAGCUGAGCAGCAGGAAGCCCACCAAGAAAGAGAAAUCGGGCGCCACGCUCCCCGGAGGGCCCUCCCGGCUCAGCAGCAGCAGCUCCUCGGAGUCGGCGAGCAGCAGCUCCAGCGGGUCCAGCUCGGACAGCAGCGACUCGGAGUGAGGCGGCCGGGCCUGGCCACUCAGCCCGCGGCCGCCGCCCGCCGCCACGCCGCCCGCCGCAGUGCCCCCCCUACAGUCAAUAUACUCCUUCCGUUCACGCUG